CAAGAGGAAGAAGAAGAAGAUUUACCCAAGAGAGAGGCGUGACCCGAUAAACUUUACUCCAUAUCUUCUCUUCGUGAUCUCGUAUGACCUCGUGACCCUCAGUGGAGCUAGGUCAAUCCCUCAUCCACCUGUUGACUUCCGGGCAGCACAAUUGAGCCAUGCAGAACGUGAUAAAUACAGUAAAAGGGAAAGCUUUAGGGGUCGCUGAAUAUUUGACCCCAUAUUGAAGGUGUUCUAAAUUUAAGGAGACUGGAGUUCUGACCCCUGAGGAGUUUGUGGCGGCUGGUGACCACCUCGUUCACCACUGCCCGACCUGGUGCUGGGCUGAGGGGGAGGCAUCGCGGACCAAGCCAUACCUGCCUCCACAGAAACAGUUCCUUAUCACCAAGAACGUGCCCUGUUUCAAGAGGUGCAAGCAGAUAGAAUACCACCAGGAACAGGAGCUGGUGUUGGAAAGUGAAGGGGACCCAGAUGGUGGCUGGGUGGAUACACACCACUUCAGUGACUCUGCCUUACUUGAAGAAAAGGUUGCAGAUAUGGCCCUAGAGGACAAGAGGGAAGAGGAGAAGGAGGAGAGGAGGAGGGGGGCCAGUGCUGCUGAUGACGAUGAUGACGAGGAGGAUGAAGAGGAGGAGGAGGAGGCGGCUGACAUGGAGGCCUUCGAAGAGUCUGGAAUGCUGGAACAAGAGGAUCUGGUUCCAUCUGUCACCACCACCACCACCACCACUGCCGCCGCUGCUGCUGUGGGGGGUGGGGUGGGGGUGGGUGAUGGGGGGGAGAUCCUGCAGACCCGUACAUACGAUUUGCACAUCACCUACGACAAGUAUUACCAAACGCCCAGACUGUGGCUCACUGGCUAUGACGAGAGCCGCCAGCCGCUAAGUGUAGAGGAAAUGUAUGAAGAUUUUAGCCAAGAUCACGCCAACAAGACUGUCACCAUGGAAACGCACUCAAAUCUCUCGGGACCCCCUAUGGCUUCAGUACAUCCUUGCAGACACGCAGAGACGAUGAAGAAGAUUUGUGAGACAGUCCUGGAGGGCGGUGGUGAGCUGGGAGUCCAUCUAUACCUGAUCGUGUUCCUCAAAUUCAUGCAAGCUAUUAUACCAACUAUUGAAUAUGACUUUACUCAUAACUUCACCUUGUAGUGUGUCUGUGUGUGUGUGUGUGUGUGUGUGUGUGGGACAGGGAGAGGGAGAGAGGGUGAAGGAGGGAGAGUGUGUGUGUGUGUGUGUGUGGUUUGUGUGUGUUGUAGAGAAAGAGUGUGUGUUUGUG
Messenger RNA from Portunus trituberculatus (swimming crab), 1272 nucleotides. RefSeq names its product ubiquitin-like-conjugating enzyme ATG3 (gene Atg3). NCBI's taxonomy places the organism in Eukaryota, Metazoa, Arthropoda, Malacostraca, Decapoda, Portunidae. The transcript is spliced from 7 exons. Gene Ontology annotation, cellular component: cytosol; cytoplasmic ubiquitin ligase complex. Gene Ontology annotation, biological process: autophagosome assembly; autophagy of mitochondrion; nucleophagy. The record is from RefSeq and is a predicted model, not a curated record. Gene Ontology annotation, molecular function: Atg8-family ligase activity.